AUGGAAAUCACAGAAGAAGAUGCCAAAGCUUACAUAACUUUGAAAAGGAAGCUUUCCCCUCAGAAACCUACAUAUACUGCGACUUCUUACACCGUCGAAGCUAGCGAUGUUCACAGUCAAACAGCUAUACCACGACAAACAUCGGAUUUUGAUUCAGGUGGAAUAGGCAGCCCACCUAAAAAGAGACUUUUCGUUGCUGUCGACGCAGACGGGAAUCAAGUUCAGGUUGAGGUUCCUCACAGCGCCCUACCCGAAGGGGUCAACCCCGAUGACGCGAAUUCAUACAUAGUUAACGCCGAGGAUAUUAAUCUGGAUUUAUCUUCGUACUCGUAUUCUGUAGUGGUUGACGGAAUUGUCGAAGAUGUUGACUUGAACGACUGCCAGUAUACAGAGGAGCCCGUCAAAGGGGUGUUGAAAGCUGAUGAGUUGGACGAAGGCGAGAGUGAGAGUGGCGAUGAUCACGACGACUCGGAAGAAAAAGAAACAAGUUACAUUAUCCCGGAACCAGACGAUGCUGAUCCAAUGUUCAAGUCUAAUUACCGCAUGAGCCGUAUAGUUGCUUCGGAGCUGAUGGACAAAAUUGGUUCUCACCCCAAGAUGAAUGGAAGAGUGCAAACCCUGGAGCAAAAAGUCCUGGCCUCUCUGUUUCUGCUGGGCAAUAAGACCAGCUACAUCGUUGCCUCGGACAAGUUCUGCAUGUCCAAGGGAUCGCUGUAUUUGACACUUAAGAACUUUUGCCAGGUACUCACGGAGAUGCGUAGCGACUACAUCAAGUGGCCUUCGGAUCAGAUAGGACUUCGCAGUAUAGCUCAAGAGUUUGAGCAAGAAACUGGUAUGCCAGGAGUUGUAGGAGCCAUUGAUGGUAUCCACUUUCCAAUCAAGCAGAAGUCCCGCCUGGCGCAUGCCUACCGCAACAACCAAAACUACCUUAGCAUACACAUGCAGGCAGUUUGUGAUGCCAAACUGAUGUUUCUGGACGUCCACUGUGGCAACCCAGGCUCGGUGGAUGAUGAAACAGUCUACAGGUCCUGUGACUUGCGAGACAAGCUUCUCCACGAUCCUCUUCCUGCUGAUCUGCAUCUGGUCGGAGACUCAGGAUACCCCUUGGAGCCUUUUAUGUUGACGCCCUAUCCCGGUGACUGUCGCCGGCUGACACCGUCACAGAGGGAGUUUAAUGAAAGGCAUCAUAAUGCACUGCUAGCCGUCAAACUCUCCCUACAGCUCCUGCAAGGGAGGUUCCAGCGCCUGAAGUUUCUGGACAUGGAGAGGGAGUCAGAUAUACCGGUCACCAUCGUUGCUUGCUGCGUUCUUCACUGCUUCCUGCUGCAAGAGGAAUGUGAGGAUGAUGAGGAGUUCAUGGACUUCACAGACAUGGAUCCGAACCCAGACAUCAACAAGUCGGAGAAAGAGCUGCGGGCAUUGUGUAAUCAUUACCAGCCAGAGGCCGCUAGCAAGAGAGAUGUUCUAGCUAAUCUCAUUAGUCCUGUUCAGUGUUAA
This is a messenger RNA of Candidula unifasciata, 1497 nucleotides long. The record is from the annotation of a GenBank genome assembly. Lineage: Eukaryota; Metazoa; Mollusca; Gastropoda; Stylommatophora; Geomitridae.